Dissoconium aciculare CBS 342.82 is the source of this 1704-nucleotide messenger RNA. Its product is annotated as phosphoinositide phospholipase C. Gene Ontology annotation, molecular function: phosphatidylinositol-4,5-bisphosphate phospholipase C activity. The coding region runs from base 1 to 1704 and encodes 567 amino acids. Gene Ontology annotation, biological process: phosphatidylinositol-mediated signaling; lipid metabolic process. The record is from RefSeq and is a predicted model, not a curated record. The transcript is spliced from 2 exons. Lineage: Eukaryota; Fungi; Ascomycota; Dothideomycetes; Mycosphaerellales; Dissoconiaceae.
AUGAUUUCUGCCCUCAACCCAACGCUUGCGCGGCAUGCGAAGCAAGCUUUUGAUUCAACGCAGGGAGCUACUGGGGAUUUCGAAGCCUUUCUGAACAAACUUUGUGAUCCGCAAUCAUCAGCAGCGCUGACUUUCCAACUGGAUACGAGCCAUCCGCUCUCGCAUUACUACAUUUCAAGCAGCCAUAACACCUAUCUCACAGGCGGCCAAUUGUGGGGCAAAGCUAGCACCGACGCGUACAAGGAUGUGCUCCAGCGAGGAUGUCGUUGUAUAGAAAUUGAUAUCUGGGACGGGAAUACACCGGACUCCUCAGAUGCUGAGAGUAUGAACAGUGAUGAGGAGAAGAAAGCAAAUGGCCUUCGAGGCUUUGUUUCUCGGGGUCUCAACCAGCUCCGAUCACAAGCACAGCCAGGCAAAGAAACUCAAGACAACAGCAAGCCAUACAACAACAGCGAAACUACGAUGCCUACACCAUGGAGAGUAGCGUCGCGCCAAGGGGAGCCGCAAGUGCUGCAUGGCCAUACUGCAACCAAGGAGGUCUCGUUUAGGAGUGUCUGUGAAAUCAUUCGCAACAAUGCUUUCCACACAACGUCGCUUCCGUUAAUUGUCAGUUUGGAAGUACACUGCAGACCAGCACAGCAGGAGAUGAUGGUGGAGAUCAUGCAUGAUUACUGGAAGGAUUUUCUCGUACCACCUAUUACAGAAACAUCAGACAUUGCGGCAUUGCCGACGCUGGAAAGCUUGCGCAACAAAAUCCUCAUAAAGGUCAAGUUCACGCCUCCAGAAAAGGUGGCUGCAGGGAGCCAAGCUCCCGAAGCCGUUGGCGAACUGCCCUCGUCCGACGAUGAAGUCCCACCCGGAGCGGUGACGAAGAGCAAAAUCAUUGAGGCACUCAGCAAGAUGGGCAUAUUUACUCGUGGUUACCAUUUCAAGAGUUUUGAACAGGCUGAGGCAAAGCUGCCCAACCACAUUUUCGCAAUUUCCGAAGCUAAGUUGCUUGCACUUCGAGAAAAGGAAUCUGAAGCGCUUCUCAACCACAACCGACAUCAUUUCAUGAGGGUGUAUCCGAAGGCGACCAGGGUCAUGUCUUCUAACCUGGAUCCUGCACCGUUCUGGCGGGUCGGUGUGCAAUUAGUUGCUCUCAACUGGCAGAAAGUCAAUGCUGCGGUCAUGCUUAAUGAAGCACAAUUCGAAGGAACUGGUGGCUGGGUGCUGAAGCCUAUCGGACUACGUCCCGCUGGACGCAACAAUGUCACGACGCACCGGAUGACGCUUGAUUUAUGCAUUCGCAUCCUGGCUGGACAGAAUCUUGGCGCCAGCGACGACGUACCGAAGGUUUACGUUAAAGCUGAGCUACAUGUGGAGAGCAAGGCCGAAAUUGAGCAGCAGCAGAUCCCGAGGGAAGGGAAAAACAAGGGCGGAGAAUGGAAAUUUCAAUCCACAACACACCACUCACGCGAUCCCGAUUUCGCGGGCCAGGUUAUAGCAUUUAAAGGGAUCCGGCAUGUAUUGCCAGAAUUGAGCUGGCUGAGAAUCAAAGUGAUGGACGAAUCAUCGUACCAAAAAGAUCGACUGCUUGGCUGGGUCUGCUAUCGCCUGGAUCGGCUACCGCAAGGAUUACAAUUGCUUCGACUCCGAGGCAAUGACAUGAAGCGGUCCGGCGGCAUGCUCCUGGUGGAGUUCAAGGCAGGUGUCACCGCUUAA